CCUCCUCAAAUUACAGAGGAGGCUGUUGAGGAAGUUAUGAGAAAAAGCAGAAUUCAUACAUAACUGGCAAUGUUACAUAAGGGCACUUUAGUGUAGCUCUGCCUGUGCAAGUUCCAAAUAUUGCAGAGUGAUAAGAAACUGGUAGAAGCACUCAGACGGUCGUUUUUUUAGGAUAGAAAGAGUGUGAAAGGAAGCGCCUUUUGAAAGAUUGUAGUACUUAGAUUUUUUCAGGGAUUUAAGAAAUAACUUUGAGUUUUGUUUGUUUUUCGGGAGAACCUACUGACAGAUUAUUACUUUUAGAUUCAGGUUUUAGGGAGGGAUUACGCUCAAAAUCACAAGACAUCCAGAGGAAAGAUUCCUGGACUGCAGGUAACAACCCGACGGGGGAGAUAAUGGCAAUGUGACCAGGAAGUAUACACAGUCACUCUGUGCUUGCCAGACGGUCUGGGAGGAAUUUUCUGACAGCUGGAAUCUAAAGGGAACAGAAGGAAAUCAGCCGUGAAUGCCGACAAAGCCUGCAGUGAACAGAGCUGAAGUCAAAACGUCUGAGGGGAGUACCGGAGCUAUUUUACUAAAUUGAUUGUCUGGAUUUGGAUUAUUUUUGCUGUAAACUUUUAGCUCUGCCAGUCAUGUCAGAAGGGAAAGAGUGGAGCUACAAGGAGGCCAUUGAAAAGGCGAGCUCCUCCAUCUGUCGCUUCCCUCUUAUCCACGUCAAAGGGGUUCCUCUCAUGUGCCACAUCGCCAACAACUGGGACUCCAUCUCAGCUUUUGUUCCUGACCCAGCAGACCUCCUAAUUGCCACCUACCCAAAAGCAGGCACUACAUGGACCCAGGAGAUAGUCGAUCUGCUUUUUCACAAUGGAGACGCAGAGGCCUGCAAACGAGCCCCCACACCAGUCCGGAGUCCUUUCCUAGAGAUCUGCUCUCCACCCCCAAUUCCCUCGGGUCUUGACCUUUUGAACAAAAUGGACCCCCCAAGAGUUAUUAAGACACAUCUUCCUUUUCAGUUGGUGCCCAGUGGAUUUUGGGAAAACAAAUGCAAGGCGAUCUACGUCGCACGCAAUGCCAAAGACAAUCUGGUGAGCUACUACUACUUUGAUCUGAUGAAUAAGACCCAGCCUGAGCCAGGACCCUUUGAUGGCUACAUCCACAAGUUUAUGCAAGGAGAAUUGUCAUGGGGCUCCUGGUAUGAUCAUGUCAAAGGUUAUUGGCUCGAGAAAGAGAAAAACAAUAUCCUAUAUCUCUUCUAUGAGGACAUGAAAGAGAAUCCUCGGCGGGAAGUGGAACGCAUCAUGAAGUAUUUGGACUUGACCGUCUCUGACGAGGUCAUCACCAAAAUUGUGGAGCUCACUUCAUUUAAGAAUAUGAAGGAAAACCCAAUGGCCAACUACUCCUGCAUCCCAUCACCUGUUUUUGAUCAGUCCAUCUCGCCCUUCAUGAGAAAAGGUGAAGUAGGCGAUUGGAAAAACCAUUUCACACCGGAGCAGUCCAAGAUUUUUGAUGAAGAUUAUGAAAAGCAAAUGAAGGGCGUCAGCAUACCAUUCAGGAGCCUCAUUUAAAGGAUUUUCGUGUCUUUUUCAAAUUCGCUCUGCAAACCAAAGGCCAAAAAACUGACUCUGUGCAGCACUUGGACAGCAAAAACACUGUCAGAUGAUUUGGCAAAAGCUAAAAACCAAAAUGAACAAUGACAGGAAAAAAAAAUCACUUUUUAUGUCUGAAUGUUACCCACUGUAAUCACUGCACUUCUUGAAGUGACUUAUUAAAGGCAAUUAUCUGAAUAAAUGUGUAAAGGAUAAAUAAAAAUGCGCUCCACAAUACAAGUAAAUGAGUUUUUGAUCACAAUUUUAUUAGACCUUAUCACGUAAACAAUAAAUAAGACCAGAAGUGUUGUGACUGAGUGGACAUGCCCAGUUUAUGUCAUGAGAACGCCAACAGAGUCCACUGACUGCAUGGUGCCUAUAGAGAGCGCUGGCAGCUGGAGGCUUGUGGCGUUUUUCUGCCCAUAUGAAGUCAUUUUGCAACCCUACACCACACUGUACAGAGCCCAGCUAAAGCAGGGAGGCUGCACGAGAAACGAGCAACAAAGACUAAAAUAAAAGUAAUGAGCUGGAAAGUCAAUCAUAUGAAAAUGGACAGAUGACACAAAAACACAACAACUGAGAAUAUCCAAGGUUAACAAAAAAACACCUUUAAUACACAUCUCUUAGAAUAAAAUCUUAAAUAUUUUAUUACUCUGUCAGCAGGGAAACCUCCCUUCAUUUGAAAUCAAUCUCCUUCUCUAUGUUGAGGCAUUUUUUGUAAAUUUUUGACAAGUUUUAUUGUUUUUUAAAAAUGUUUUCCUGUGUUUUUCUCCUCUCUCUUCUUUUGGUUGGCUCACUAGGGCUCCCUCUUU
Messenger RNA from Menidia menidia (Atlantic silverside), 2392 nucleotides. NCBI's taxonomy places the organism in Eukaryota, Metazoa, Chordata, Actinopteri, Atheriniformes, Atherinopsidae. The record is from the annotation of a GenBank genome assembly.